Molecule: messenger RNA, 17946 nt
Organism: Balearica regulorum gibbericeps (East African grey crowned-crane)
Lineage: Eukaryota; Metazoa; Chordata; Aves; Gruiformes; Gruidae
Source: RefSeq, a predicted model, not a curated record
UGGUCCCAGAGCCUGGUCCCCCUCGACAGCCGGCACACCGACGCCGAGGUCGUGGAAAGCUGGCGCAAGGAGAAAGAAACAUUGGAUGCUCUGGUAAAGUCUGAACAUAUGACAGAUGAGAUCAAAACUCAGUUAAAUGAUCUUUGUAGAUUUUCCAGAGAUUUGAGUGCUCAUUCUUCGAAAGUUUCAGGGUUGAUUAAGGAGUAUAACAGCCUCUGCCUGCAAGCUUCAAAAGGUUGUCAGAGCAAAGAGCAGAUCUUGCAGCAAAGAUUUCGGACGGCUUUCAGGGACUUCCAGCAGUGGCUGGUCAAUGCGAGAGUCACCACAGCCAAAUGCUUUGAUGUGCCUCAAAAUAUCAGUGAAGCUUCAGCAAGUCUGCAGAAAAUACAGGAAUUCUUGUCGGAAAGGGAGAAUGGGCAACAAAAACUAAACCUGGUAGCAUCCAAAGGAGAACUGCUAUGCUCUGUUUUACCAAAGGAAAAGGCUAAAGUUAUCCGGGACAAAGCUGCUACUGCUAAAGAAGAUUGGAAAAAUUUUAUCACCACCCUCCACCAGAAGGAAUCUGCAUUGGAGAACUUAAAGAUCCAGAUGAAGGACUUUGAAGCAACUGCUGAGCCUCUGCAGGAGUGGCUGACAACAACUGAGAAGAUGGUACAAGGAAGUAGCAGUCGGCUCCAUGAUCUUCCUUCCAAGCGGAGAGAACAACAAAAGUUGCAGUCUGUCCUUGAGGAAAUAAGCUGCCACGAGCAUCAGCUCAACAGGCUAAAAGAGAAAGCUCAGCAGCUGUGGGAAGAGCAAGCUGUCAGCAAAAGCUUUAUGCGCAGAGUGUCUCAGUUGUCUUCUCAGUAUCUUACUCUAAGCAAUCUGACAAAGGAGAAAGUUUCCAAAAUGGAUAGAGUUGUGGCAGAGCACCAGCAGUUCUCGCACAGUGUCAAGGACCUCCAGGACUGGGUGGCUGAUGCGGUUCACAUGCUGGAUUCCUACUGUCAUCCCACUGCAGACAAGAGUGUUCUGGACAGCCGGAUGCUAAAGCUAGAGGGACUGCUAGCAGUGAAACAAGAAAAAGAAAUCCAAAUGAAAAUGAUUCUGACAAGAGGAGAAUCUGUUCUGCAAAAUACUUCUCUGGAGGGAGUACCAGUGAUUGAACAGCAGUUGCAAACCCUGAAGGACAGCUGGGCUUCUCUUCUGUCUGCUUGUAUCCAGUGCAAGAGCCAACUGGAAGGAGCUCUCUCCAAAUGGACAAGUUACCAGGAUGAUGUUCGUCAGUUUUCCAGCUGGAUGGAUAAAGUAGAAGCGAGUAUGAAUGCUUCUGAAAGGCAAUAUGCCGAACUGAGGGAAAAAACAGCUGCCCUCAGCAAAGCAAAGCUACUCAGUGAAGAGGUUUUGAGUCACAGCAGCCUGUUGGAGACGAUUGAAGUGAAAGGAAGUGGGAUGGCUGAGCAUUAUGUCACUCAGCUUGAACUCCAGGACCUUCAGGAGCGGUAUAAGUUCCUCAAAGAGAGAACAAGGGAGGCGGUAACAAAAGCUGAAGGACUGCUUAACUUACAUCAAGAGUACCAAAGAAAUCUGAAGGCCUUUGAAGUAUGGCUGGAGAAGGAACAGGAAAAACUUGACUGUUUAUCACAUCUUGAUGGUGAUGCCCAGAAACAGGAGGCAACACUCCGAGACUUACAGGAGCUGCAGGUCCACUGUGCAGAAGGACAAGCAUUAUUGAAUGCUGCUGUCCAUGCCAGAGAGAAGGUGAUUCCCUGGGGCAUUCCCCAGAUAGAAGACCGAGCCCUGGAAUCCUUACGGCAGGAUUGGCAAGUUUAUCAGCACAGGCUUUCUGAAGCAAGAAGCCAAUUAAAUGCCACUGUGAGCAGGCUAAGGUUAAUGGAGAAAAAAUUUCAGAAGGUUAAUGACUGGCUAACAGAUCUGGAGGAGAAAGUUGCCAUCAGGACUGGGAGGCAGUCUGGUAGAGCAACAAAGGAGAUGCAGCUUCAGCAAAUGAAGAAGUGGCAUGAAGAAAUUACAAUCUACAAAGACGAUGUGGAAGAAGUUGGGGUAUUGGCUCAGCAAAUCCUCGAGGAAAGUCUCACUGCAAGUAGAAUGGGAAGCCAGGCUACACAGCUUACGUCUCGCUACCAAACUGUUCUUCUUCAUGUCUUGGAGCAAAUAAAGUUUCUGGAAGAAGAAAUACGCUGUAUGGAGGAGUCGGAAUUGGCUUUUAGUGCUUACACAAAUUGGUAUGGAGCUACCAACAAGAACUUCAGAAAUGUGAUCACCAAGUUUGAUGUGAUUGAUAAAACAGCAAUGGAGAAAAAAGUGCAGAAACUAGAGCUGCUAUUGAGUGAUAUGGACAUAGGCCACAGUUUACUGAAAUCCGCCCGUGAGAAGGGGGAGCGAGCUAUAAAGUACAUGAAAGAAAAUGAAGUUAACCAGUUGAGAAAAGAAAUUGGAGAUCAUGUGGAACAGCUUGAAGAGCUGGCUGGCUCCAUCAGGAAAGAGCACAUGACUUCAGAGAAGUGCCUUCAGCUGGCAAAGGAGUUCUCAGACAAGUACAAGGCACAGACUCAGUGGGUCAUGGAGUACCAAGCUGUGUUACAUGCUCCAGCAGAGCCAAAGAGCGAACUCUAUGAGAAGAAGGCUCAGUUGUCCAAAUACAAGUCCAUACAGCAGACUGUUCUGUCCCAUGAGCCUUCAAUAAAAUCAGUGAUUGAAAAGGGAGAAGCACUUUUUGAUCUGGUAAAUGAUGUGACUCUAAAGAACAACAUUCAAGACCUUCAGAGCAGUUACCAGGAACUCUGCAGCACAACAAAGGCAUAUGUUGACACCUUGGAGGUGAGAGUAAAAGAACAUGAGGAUUACAAUAGUGAUUUGCAAGAAGGAGAGAAAUGGUUAUUACAUAUGUCCAGCAGGCUGGUCAGCCCUGACCUCCUGGAGAGUAACAAUCUUGAAAUAAUCACUCAGCAACUAGCUAACCACAAGGCUAUCAUGGAAGAAAUUGCAGGGUUUGAAGAUCGUUUGAACAGCCUUAAGAGUAAAGGCGAUUACUUGAUCAAUCAAUGCACAGAACACCUUCAAGCAAAAUUUAAGCAAAACAUACAAAGCCAUCUUCAGGGGACAAAGGACAGCUAUUCUGCCAUAUGUAGCACAGCCCAAAGAGUGUACCAGAGUUUGGAACAUGAACUCCAGAAGCAUGUUAAUCAUCAGGAUACCCUACAACAGUGCCAGACUUGGCUGUCUACAGUGCAGUCAGACCUAAAGCCAACUACCUGGCCACCUUUCAGCCUUGCAGACGCAGUUAAACAGGUGAAACAUUUCCGGGCUCUGCAGGAGCAGGCCAAUACAUACUUGGAUCUUCUGUGCUCCAUGUGUGAUCUGUCAGAUGCCACAGUGAAGAGUACAGCAACAGAUAUUCAACAAACAAAACAAACGAUUGAGCAACAGAUAAUGCACUCACAGUAUUUGGCUCAAGGUUGGGAAGAGAUCAAACAAAUGAAAGCUGAGCUCUGGAUAUAUUUCCAGGAUGCAGAUCAACAACUACAGAAUUUGAAAAGGAGACGGGCAGAGUUGGAGCUAAACAUUGCCCAGAAUAUGGUAUUCCAGGUUAAGGAAUUCAGUCAGAAGCUGCAGUCUAAGCAGUCAGCUCUUAGCUCUGUGACUGAGAAGAUGAACAAACUAACCCAAGGGCAGGAAUCACCUGAACACAAGGAAAUAGGAGAACUGAGCAACCAGUGGCUGGACCUCUGCCUUCAGGCACACAGUUUGCUCAUACAGAGGGAGGAGGAUCUGCAGAGGACGAGGGAUUACCAUGAUCGCAUGAAUGUAGUUGAAGUUUUCUUGGAAAAGCUCACAAAAGAGUGGGACAACCUGGCUAGAUCUGAUGCUGAAAGUACAAACGUGCACCUUGAAGCUUUGCAAAAAUUGGCACUGGCACUACAGGAAAGGCGAUUUGCUCUGCAAGAUUUGAAAGAUCAGAAGCAGAAGAUGAUAGAACAUCUGAAUCUUGAUGACAAAGAAUUAGUAAAGGAGCAAUUUGGUCAUUUUGAGCAACGUUGGACUCAGCUGGAGGACCUUGUCAAAAGGAAAAUUCAGGUUUCUGUUUCAACCUUAGAAGAGCUCAGUUUGGUGCAUUCCAAAUUUCAGGAACUAAUGGAAUGGGCAGAGGAGCAGCAGCCUAGUAUGUCAGAGGCUCUUAAACAGAGCCCUCCUCCCGAUCUGGCUCAGAGUCUUCUCAUUGAUCAUCUUACCAUUUGCAGUGAGCUUGAAGCCAAACAGCUUCUUCUGAAGACGCUUGUGAAGGAUGCUGACAGGGUGAUGACCAACCUAGGGCUCAAUGAAAGGCAGGAGCUGCAGAAAGCACUUUCUGAUGCACAGUACCAUGUAGAUUGCCUCAGUGAUCUGAUUGGCCAGAGGAGAAAGCACCUGAAUAAAGCACUGUCUGAAAAGACACAGUUUCUCAUGGCAGUCUUUCAGGCUACAAACCAAAUUCACCAGCACGAGAAGAAAGUAACAUUUCCAGAACACAUUUGUCUGUUGCCUGAAGAUGUGAACAAACAGAUCAGGGCUUGUAAGAAUGCCCAGGCUAACCUGAAGGCCUAUCAAAAUGAAGUCACAGGGUUGUGGGCUCAAGGAAGGGAUUUAAUGAAAGAAGCAACAGAACAAGAAAAGAGUGAAGUGUUGGGUAAACUGCAAGAACUACAGAAUGUGUAUGACACUGUUUUACAAAAGUGUAACCAGAGAUUGUUAGAACUGGAAAAAAAUAUAGUUUCCAGGAAAUAUUUCAAAGAAGACUUAGAUAAAGCUUGCCAUUGGCUAAAACAAGGUGAUAUCAUCACAUUCCCAGAGGUCAAUGUAAUGAAUUCGAACUCUGAACUAUACAGCCAGUUAGCAAAAUAUCAACAGAUUCUUGAGCAGUCUCCAGAAUAUGAAAAUCUGUUACUUGCACUGCAAAGAGAUGGCCAAGAAAUCCUACCAUCACUUAAUGAAGUGGAUCAUUCUUAUCUGGAUGAAAAACUUAACAUUCUUCCUCAGCAAUUCAAUAUUGUCACUGCUCUGGCAAAAGAAAAAUUAUAUAAGGUUCAGGAAGCAAUUUAUGCCAGAAAAGAGUACGCCUCUUUGAUUGAGUUGACAAGUAAAGCUCUGAAUGAGCUAGAAGAUCAGUUUAUUAACAUGGACAAAGCUCCAGCUGCUGUUUUAGCCAAAGAAGCUAUGUCACUCCAGCAGACCUACAAAGAUCUCUUAGGUGAGGUGGUGAACCUCGGUGCAGCAGUGGAUGAACUAAACCAGAAGAAGGAGGCCUUUCGAAGCACCGGCCAGCCAUGGCAACCAGAUGAGAUGUUAAAACUAGUCACGCUAUAUCAGAAGUUGAAGAGGCAGAUAGAGCAGAAAAUCAACCUAUUGGAAGACACAAUAGAAGCAUGCCAGGAGCAUGAGAAAAUGUGUAUGCAGUUUGAGGCACAACUAGAGGCAGUGAAGACGGAGCAGAUUAAGGUAAAUGAAGAAACACUCCCAAUAGAAGAAAAGUUGAAAAUAUACCAUUCUCUAGUGGGCAGCUUGCAAGACUCAGGGAGUCUUCUGAAGAGAAUAACUGAACAUCUAGAAGCCCUUUCUCCUCAGCUUGACUCAUCUGCAUGUGAGACAACCAAUCACCAAGUGCAGUCUUGGCAAGAGAAACUAAAGUCUUUGCAUGCUGCCAUCGGUGACACCGUGAUGGAGUGUGAGAACAGACUGGUGCAAAGCAUAGACUUCCAGACAGAAAUCUGCCGCUCAGUCGACUGGCUGAGGUGGGUGAAAACAGAACUUAAUGGAACAUUAAGUUUGGACCUCAAACUGCAAAGCAUCCAAGAAGAAAUCCGAAAGGUUCAGAUACAUCAGGAAGAAGUGCAAUCAAGCCUGAGAAUAAUGAAUGCACUAAGCAAUAAAGAAAAAGAGAAAUAUAUGAAAGCAAAGGAGCUGAUACCCGCUGACCUGGAGAACACUCUUGCUGAGCUUACAGAACUAGAUGGUGAAGUUCAAGAAGCUAUACAAGUGAGACAGGCUACCUUGAAUAAAUUACAUAGCCUCUGCCAAAGAUACUACCAAGUGACGCAGUUAGCAAAUGACUGGCUUGAAGAUGCUCAGGAAUUUCUACAUUUAGCAAGAAAUGGUCUUGAUGUUGAGAAUUCUGAGGAGAACCUAAGGAACCACAUUGAAUUUUUCAGCACAGAAAGUCAGUUCAGUAAUCAUUUGAAGGAAUUACAGGGCCUUGUGUCUGAGAUAGAGCCCUUUAUCCAAGCCACAGCGAGAGAGCAGCUGAUGCAGAACGUAGCUGCAUUGGAGGAAAAGGCAAAAGGGACAAAGCAAGAAGCCAAAACCCAGCAAGAGCAGUUGCAAAGGUGUGCUUCUGAGUGGCAGGAGUACCAGACAGCAAGACAGAAGGUUAUUGAAGUGAUGAACGAGGCUGAGAAAAAAUUAUCUGAAUUCUCAGUAGCUAAAGCUGCUUCUUCUCAUGAAGCAGAAGAGAAAUUGCUAACACAUAAGACUCUUGUGUCUGUAGUGAAUACUUUCCAUGAGAAGAUCACAGCCCUAGAAGAAAAGGCUUCACAGCUGGAAAAAGUUAGCAAUGAUGCCAGUAAGGCAACUAUAAGUAGAUCCAUGACAACAGUUUGGCAGCGCUGGACACGGCUCCGGAAUGUAGCCCAAGAACAACAGAAAAUUUUGGAAGAUGCAGUACAAGAAUGGAAGGACUUUAAUGAUAAGAUUCAGAAAGCCACCAUAGCAAUAGAUGAGCUCCAAGGCCGCUUACCAGAAAGCUCAGUGGAAAAGGCAUCCAAGACAGAGCUCCUGGAACUCCUGGAUUACCACAGCAGUUUCCUUCUGGAGGUGGAGCAUCAGCUGUCAUCUUUGGGCCUGCUCAAACAGCACGCUGUCAGCAUGCUUCAGGAUGUGGAAAUAAAACCUCCCUCUCAGGAAGAACUACCAGUCAUGCAAGAAAUCAAAGCAAUGCAAGAUCGAUGCCAUAAUAUGCAACAGAAAGUGAAGAAAGGUGUGAAGAUGGUGAAACAGGAGCUGAAGGAGCGUGAGGAGGUUGAAGCAGAGAUUAAUAUUGUGAAGUCCUGGAUCCAGGAAACAAAAGAAUAUUUAUUAAGCCCUGAUGUAGAAGUGGAUACUCAACUUCAGGAGCUGCAGUCUCUCCUUGGUGAAGUAACUACUCAUCGCCAGGCUGUUGAAAAAAUGGCUGAACAACAACAGAAUAAGUACUUGGGGCUUUAUACCAUUUUGCCUUCUGAACUCUCUCUUCUUUUAGCAGAAGUUGGACUGGCCCUUGUGACUGUACAGGAUCAGAUUCAAACCAAAGAAAGAGAAACUCAGCAGAUCAAAACAUUGAAUCAAGAGUUUGGUCAGAAAAUCCAGGGGAUAGCAAAUGAACUAAAUGCCAUUCUUUCCAAACUGAAAAAGAAAACAAAUGAUUUAGCACAAGCUAAACUUGAGCAAAAGAUCCUCGGUGAAGAGUUGGACAGCUGCAACAUAAAGCUGUUGGAAUUAGAUGCAUCAGUCCAGGACUUUGCAGAGCAGAACGUACCGCUGGCUAAGCAGCUGGCUAACAGGAUAGGGAAACUCACCGCAUUGCACCAACAGACCAUACGGCAGGCUGAGUACAGAGCAGCCAAGCUCAGUCAGGCUGCUUCACACUUGGGAGAAUACAAUGAGAUGUUGGAGUUUAUAUUGAAAUGGAUUGAGAAAGCGAACAUCCUUGUGCAUGGUAGCAUAACAUGGAAUACUUCCUCUCAGCUUCGUGAUCAGUUUAAAGCCUACCAGACUAUGCUUGAUGAGUCUGGAGAGAUUCAUGGUGAUCUUGAGGCCAUGAGUGAGAGGAUUGAGUAUCUGGCGAGUGUAUACUGUACUGAAGGAAUGUCACAGCAAGUCCUGGAACUGGGGCGGCAAACAGAGGAAUUACAGCAAGUUAUCAAAGUGCGGCUACCCAGUCUCCAAGAUGCUGCCAAGGACAUGAAGAAAUUUGAAGUUGAGCUGAGAGCCCUGCAGGCUGCUCUGGAGCAAGCCCAAGCCACACUGACAUCUCCAGAGCUUGGGCACUUGAGCUUGAAAGAGCAACUUUCCCACAGACAGCAUCUGCUGUCCGAAAUGGAGUCGCUGAAGCCAAAAGCGCAGGCGGUACAGGCCUGUCAGAGCGGCCUGAGGAUUCCUGCCGAGGUGGUGACCGGCCUGCCGCUGUGCCACAGCGCCCUGCGGCUCCAGGAGGAGGCCAGCCGCCUGCAGCACGCGGCCAUCCAGCAGUGCAACCUCAUGCAGGAAGCAGUGGUUCAGUAUGAACAAUAUGAGCAAGAAAUGAAACAUUUACAGCAAAUGAUAGAGAGCGCCCGUCGUGAGAUCCAAGACAAGCCAAUAGCAACCAGCAACAUCCAGGAACUCCAGGUCCAGAUUUCACGUCAUGAGGAGCUGGCUCAGAAGAUCAAAGGAUACCAGGAGCAAAUUGCUGCUUUGAAUUCGAAGUGCAAGAUGCUGACAAUGAAAGCCAAACAUGCCACCAUGCUGCUGACAGUGACAGAAGUGGAGGGGCUUUCAGAGGGAAUGGAGGAGCUGGAUUCAGACCUGCUCCCAGCACACCCCACUCAUCCCUCGGUCGUUAUGAUGACUGCUGGUCGCUGUCACACGCUGCUCUCCCCUGUCACUGAGGAGUCUGGGGAGGAGGGAACCAACAGUGAGAUUUCUUCUCCACCUGCCUGUCGCUCUCCCUCACCUGUGGCUAAUACAGAUGCUUCUGUUAACCAGGACAUUGCUUAUUACCAAGCAUUAUCUGCUGAACAGUUGCAGACAGAAGCUGCUAAAAUUCAACCCAGCACUUCAGCCACCCAGGAGUUUUAUGAACCAGGCUUAGAAUCAGCUGCUAGUGCCAAAUUGGAUGAUUUGCAACGUUCUUGGGAAACACUGAAAAAUGUGAUCAGUGAAAAGCAGCGCACCCUCUAUGAAGCUCUUGAGCGUCAGCAGAAAUAUCAGGACACGCUCCAGUCUAUAUCCACAAAAAUGGAGACCAUUGAGAGCAAACUAAAUGAAAGUCUGGAACCAGCCAAAAGCCCAGAGAGCCAGAUGGCUGAACAUCAGGCUUUGAUGGAUGAGAUUUUAAUGUUACAAGAAGAAAUCACUGAGCUUCAGACAUCAUUAGCCCAGGAGCUGGUUUCAGAACCACUGGAUGCAGAAGCUGCUGACCAGCUGGCAUUGCAGUCCACUCUCACGGUCUUGGCAGAACGAAUGGCCACGAUUCGAAUGAAGGCAUCAGGAAAACGACAACUAUUGGAGGAAAAACUGAACGAGCAGCUGGAAGAACAGCGGCAAGAGCAGGCUCUUCAAAGGUACCGUUGUGAAGCUGAUGAGCUUGACCACUGGCUACUAAACACCCGAGCAACACUGGACACUGCUCUGGUUGCUGCUGAGGAACCUCUGGACAUGGAAGCACAGCUGGUAGACUGUCAGAACAUGCUGGUUGAAAUAGAGCAGAAGGUGGUGGCCUUGUCAGAGUUGUCUGUGCACAACGAGAACUUGCUUAUGGAGGGGAAGGCUCACACCAAGGACGAGGCAGAGCAGCUGGCCGUGAAGCUGAGGACGCUGAAGGGCAGCCUGCUGGAGCUGCAGCGAGUGCUCCACGACAAACAGAUCAACAUUCGGGGAUCAUUACAAGAAAAGGAGGAGAGUGAUCUGGACUUUGUUUCCUCACAAAGCCCCAGUGUCCAAGAAUGGCUGGCACAAGCAAGAACCACUCGCUCACAGCAGCAGCAGAGCACCCUGCAGCAACAGAAGGAGCUGGAACAAGAGCUAGAAGAACAGAAGAAUCUGCUUCGGUCAGUAGCGUGCCGUGGAGAAGAAAUCCUGACACAGCAAGGUGCUCCAGAAGGCCUUGAGAAGCCUGAUACACUCUCUGAGGAAUUAGGCUUGGAAGGUGAGAAACCAUCCUCUGAAGAACAGAUGAAGAUGAAAUGGGAAAGCCUGAACCAGGAAUUCAAUACCAAGCAGAGACUGCUCCAGAGAGCUUUGGAACAAGAACAGCUGCAGCUUUAUACUAGACCAAACAGACUGCUAUCUGGAAUGCCUUUGUAUAAGGAGGAAGGGCAGGAUGAGGAUAAAUCCUCAGUGUCACCAGUACUGGUUGAAUUGAAUCAGGCCUUUGAAGAUGUGUCAUCUGAGGCUGGACAGGUGGAGGAGAGCGUGCAUCUUGAACAGAAGCUGUAUGAUGGUGUCACAGCCACCUCCUUGUGGCUAGAUGGUGUGGAAGAACAGGUCUUUGUUGCUACAGCUCUGUUGCCAGAGGAAGAAACAGAAACAUACCUCUGCAAGCAAGAGUCUCUUGCCAAAGAAAUCAAAGAGAUAACAGAAGAAAUGGAUAAGAACAAGAAUUUAUUUGCUCAGAUAUUUCCUGAGAAUGGUGAUAAUAGGGAUAUUAUAGAAGACACUUUGGAUUGUCUCCUGAGAAGACUGGCCUUACUGGAGUCAGUAGUAAACCAGAGAUGCCAUCAGAUGAAGGGAAGGCUCCAGCAAAUAGUGACUUUCAAGAAUGAUCUGAAGCUCUUGUUUACAUCGGUGGCUGAUAACAAAUAUUUAGUUCUACAGAAGCUGGCAGAGGCAGCUGAGAGACCAGAAACAGAACAAAUGCAGGUCAUACUGCAGGCAGAAGAAGGUUUGAAGGAACUAGAUACUGGAAUCAAUGAAUUAAAGAAGCGUGUAGACAAGCUACAAAUUGAGCAACCUUCUGUGCAAGAGCUGUCUAAGAUCCAGGAUAUGUAUGAUGAGCUGAUGAUGAUCAUUGGGUCCAGACGGAGUGACCUGAAUCAAAAUCUGGCUCUUAAGAGGCAGUAUGAACGGGCUUUGCAGGACCUGGCUGACCUGUUAGAAACAGGCCAAGAAAAGAUGGCUGGUGACCUGAAAAUGAUUGUUGCUUCUAAGGAAGAGGUUCGAUCACUACUUGACAAACAUAAGGAAUAUUUUCAGGGGUUGGAGUCUCACAUGAUUGUGACGGAAACUCUUUUUAGAAAGAUGAGUACCUUUGCCCUCUUGAAGGAAACUCGGUCACAUUCAGAGCUAAUGACACAAGCUUCGGCUGUAUUAAAGGUGGCUCAUAAACGAGGUGUGGAGCUGGAAUAUAUUCUAGAGACCUGGAUGCAUCUGGAUGAAGAUUACCAGGAACUUACCAGACAGCUGGAGUCUGUUGAAGGUAGCAUCCCCGCUGUUGGUUUGGUGGAAGAGACAGAGGACAGGCUUACAGACCGGAUUAUACUUUUUCAGCAUCUGAGAUCUAACCUGACUGAAUACCAACCUAAAUUAUACCAAGUGCUAGAUGAUGGGAAAAGGCUCCUUUUUUCUGUUAGCUGCUCAGACCUCGAAAGUCAACUGAACCAGCUAGGAGAACGCUGGUUAAGUAACACCAGCAAGGUUACCAAAGAGCUUCACAGGCUGGAGACAAUACUGAAGCACUGGACAAGAUAUCAGAGUGAAUCAAGUGAACUGACACAAUGGUUACAAUCUGCAAAGGAGAGACUUGAGUUUUGGAGCCAGCAGUCUUUGACAGUUCCUCAGGAACUGGAAACAGUCCGAGACCACCUGAACUCCUUUUUGGAGUUUUCAAAAGAAGUGGAUGCUAAAUCAUCGCAGAAGUCUUCUGUCCUGAGUACUGGGAACCAGCUCCUCAGGCUGAAGAAGGUGGAUACAGCAGCAUUACGUGCGGGAUUGUCCCACAUUGACAGUCAGUGGACAGAGCUGCUCACACAAAUCCCAGCAGUACAAGAGAAAUUGCACCAGCUCCAGAUGGACAAAAUUCCUUCUCGCCAUGCUAUCACUGAAGUUAUGAGCUGGAUUUCCCUGAUGGAAAAUGUCAUUCAGAGGAAGCAGGACGAAGAGAAUAUAAAAAAUGUAGUAGGACAGAAAGCCAUUCAGGAUUACGUCCAGAAGUACAAGGGUUUCAAGAUAGAUAUAAAUUGCAAACAAUUGACGGUAGACUUUGUGAACCAAUCAGUGCUCCAAAUUAGCAGCCAGGAUGUCGAAAGUAAACGUAGCGACAAAACUGAUUUUGCAGAACAGCUUGGAGCAAUGAACAGACGUUGGCAAAUCCUGCAAGGCCUGAUAACAGAAAAGAUCCAGCUGUUGGAAAGUCUGCAGGAAUCCUGGACAGAAUAUGAAAAUAACGUGCAGUGCCUAAAAACUUGGUUUGAAACCCAGGAGAAGAAGCUGAAACAGCAACAGAAAAUUGGAGACCAGGCUUCAGUACAGAAUGCUUUGAAAGACUGUCAGGAAUUAGAAGAAUCAAUAAGAACAAAGGAAAAAGAAGUAGAAAAUGUAGAACAGAGUGGUCUUUCUUUGAUACAGAACAAGAAGGAAGAAGUCUCCUCUGUUGUUAUGAAUACACUGCAAGAAAUUAACCAUUCCUGGGCAAAUUUGGAUCACAUGGUUAGCCAACUGAAGAUAUUGUUGCAAUCUGUUCUUGAUCAGUGGAGCAUUUACAAAGUCACUUAUGAAGAACUGAAUAGUUACCUGACAGAAGCCAGAUAUUCUUUGUCCCGUUUUUAUCUUCUUACUGGUUCUCUGGAAGCUGUGAAAGUCCAAGUUGAUAACCUUCAGAGCCUACAAGAUGAAUUGGAAAAGCAAGAAAAUACCUUACAGAAAUUUGGUUCUGUGACCAAUGAAUUGUUGAAAGAAUGUCACCCACCAGUGACUGAAACACUCACCAGCACUUUGAAAGAAGUGAAUAUGAGGUGGAACAACCUUCUGCAGGAGAUUGCAGAGAGGCUGCGUGCCAGUAAGGGUCUCCUGCAGCUGUGGCAGAGGUACAAGGACUGUUACCAGCAGUGCUCUUCUGCAGUCCAUCAGAGGGAAGACCAGACCAAUGAACUCCUGAAGACCGCCACCAGCAAAGACAUAGCCGAUGAUGAAGUUACUACUUGGAUUCAGGACUGCAAUGAUGUACUCACGGAUUUGAAGACAGCACAGGAGUCACUGGUUGUUCUUCAAGAACUGGGAGAGGAGCUAAAAGGCCAGGUGGAGGCUUCAGCAGCAGCAGCUAUACAGUCUGAUUAUCUUUCCCUGAACCAGAAUCUGUCAACCCUAGAACAGGCUCUCCACAAGCAACAGGCUGUACUUCAGGCUGGAGUGCUGGACUAUCAAACCUUUGCUAAGAAUCUGCAAGUCCUUGAGGCCUGGAUAACACAAGCAGAAGAAAUAUUGAAUGGACAGGAUCCCAGUCACUCAUCUGAUCUCUCAGCAAUACAGAGUAGAAUGGAGGAACUCAAGAGUCAGAUGUUGAAGUUCAGCAGCAUGGCCCCAGAUUUGGACCGUCUUAAUGAGCUGGGUUACAGGCUUCCUCUGAAUGAUAAAGAAAUCAAAAGGAUGCAGAACCUGAACAGACAUUGGUCUCUGAUCUCAUCUCAGACUACGGAGAGAUUCAGUAAGCUGCAGUCUUUCUUGCUGCAGCAGCAAACCUUCUUGGAGAAAUGUGAGACUUGGAUGGAUUUAUUAGUCCAGACUGAGCAGAAGCUGGCGGCAGAGAUUUCAGGAAACUACCAGAGCCUUUUAGAGCAACAGAGGGCACAUGAGCUAUUCCAGGCAGAGAUGUUCAGCCGCCAGCAGAUUUUGCAUUCAAUUAUCUCUGAUGGGCAGCACCUCCUAGAACAAGGACAGGUGGACGACAGGGAUGAAUUUAAUCUGAAGCUGACUCUUCUAAGUAAUCAAUGGCAAGGAGUAAUUCGCCGGGCACAGCAGAGGAGGGGGAUCAUUGACAGCCAGAUUCACCAGUGGCAACGCUAUAGGGAGAUGGCAGAGAAGCUGCGCAAGUGGCUGGUGGAAAUAUCUUGUCAGCCAGUAACUGGGCUGGGCAACGUUCCUAUCCCAUUGCAGCAAGCCAGAGCGCUACUGGAUGAAGUGCAGCUUAAAGAGAAAGUUCUCCUAAGGCAGCAAGGGAGUUAUAUCCUCACUGUGGAAGCUGGGAAGCAACUGCUGCUCUCUGCUGACAGUGGAGCUGAGGCAGCCCUGCAGACAGAGCUUACCGAAAUCCAGGAGCACUGGAAGAUAGCUAGCACCCGACUGGAACAACAAAAGAAACAGCUUGCUUUACUACUGAAAGACUGGGAAAAAUCUGAAAAGGGCAUAGGAGACUCCCUGGAGAAGCUAAGAUCAUUCAAAAAAAAGCUUUGUCAGCCUUUGCCAGAACACCAUGAUGAGUUGCACGCAGAGCAGAUUCGUUGCAAGGAGUUAGAGAAUGCUGUUGAAGGAUGGACAGAAGACCUUGCACACCUCUCUCUGUUGAAGGAGACCCUGUCUAUAUAUAUCAGCGCAGAUGAUAUCUCAAUCCUCAGUGAGCGCAUAGAGCUUCUGCACAGACAGUGGGAGGAGCUGUGCCACCAGGUUUCCUUACGUCGACAACAAGUUAGUGAGAGACUGAAUGAGUGGGCUGUCUUCAGUGAGAAGAACAAGGAGCUCUGUGAAUGGCUGACACAAAUGGAAAGUAAGGUUUCUCAAAAUGGCGACAUCCUCAUAGAAGAAAUGAUUGAAAAACUUAAAAAGGAUUAUCAAGAGGAAAUUGCUGUGGCCCAGAAGAACAAAAUCCAGCUCCAGCAAAUGGGAGAGCGACUUGCUAAAGCCAGCCAUGAGAGUAAGGCAUCAGAGAUUGAGUACAAACUUGGCAAGAUCAAUGACAGGUGGCAACAUCUUCUAGAUCUUAUUGCAGCCAGAGUAAAGAAGUUGAAGGAGACCCUCGUCGCAGUGCAGCAGCUGGAUAAAAACAUGAGUAGCCUGAGAUCUUGGCUUGCCCACAUUGAGUCAGAGCUGUCCAAACCUAUCGUGUAUGAAACUUGUGACUCUGAGGAGAUACAAAGGAAGCUAAAUGAACAGCAGGAACUUCAGAGAGACAUAGAGAAACACAGCACUGGAGUGGCAUCUGUUCUCAAUUUGUGUGAAGUGCUUCUUCAUGAUUGUGAUGCUUGUGCCACAGAAUCAGAGUGUGACUCUAUCCAGCAGGCUACACGCAAUCUGGACAGAAGGUGGAGGAACAUUUGUGCAAUGUCAAUGGAAAGGCGCCUUAAAAUCGAAGAGACGUGGCGGCUAUGGCAAAAGUUUUUGGAUGACUACUCUAGAUUUGAAGACUGGCUAAAAACCUCUGAGAAGAUAGCUGCUUUCCCAAGCUCCUCUGGUGUGCUUUACACGGUUGCUAAGGAAGAACUGAAGAAAUUUGAGGCCUUCCAGAGACAAGUGCAUGAAACUCUGACUCAACUGGAACUGAUCAAUAAACAAUAUCGCCGCCUGGCCCGAGAGAACCGCACUGACUCUGACUGCAGCCUCAAGCAGAUGGUUCACGAGGGGAACCAGAGAUGGGACAACUUACAAAAGCGAGUUACUUCCAUCCUGCGCAGACUAAAACAUUUUAUUGGCCAGCGUGAGGAAUUUGAGACAGCACGUGAUAGCAUCCUGGUAUGGCUAACCGAGAUGGACCUGCAGUUGACCAACAUUGAACAUUUCUCAGAGUGUGAUGUCCAAGCAAAGAUAAAGCAACUUAAGGCUUUCCAGCAAGAAAUUUCACUGAACAACAACAAAAUUGAGCAGAUAAUUGUGCAGGGUGAGCAACUCAUUGAGAAAAGUGAGCCCAUAGAUGCAGCUGUCAUUGAAGAAGAACUAGAUGAGCUGCGUCGUUACUGUCAAGAGGUCUUUGGACGUGUGGAACGCUAUCACAAGAAACUCAUCCGCCUUCCUCUGACAGAUGACGAACACGACCUCUCUGACAGAGAGGUGGAUCUGGACGAAUCAGCAGAUCUCUCUGACAUACACUGGCAUGACAAAUCUGCAGACAGCGUUCUCUCUCCGCACCCCUCUUCCAACCUUUCGCUGCCUCUUUCCCAGCCGGUGAGAAGCGAGCGAUCAGGGCGAGAUACCCCUGCGAGUGUGGACUCCAUUCCUCUGGAGUGGGAUCAUGACUACGACCUUAGCAGAGACCUGGAGACAGCCGUUUCGCAGGCACUGCACUCUGAGGAAGAAGACAGAGGACAAGAGAAGGACUUCUACCUGAGAGGAGCAGCUGGCAUAGCAGGAGAACCUGGUUCCCUAGAAGCACAUAUCCGACAGCUGGACAAGGCCUUAGACACCAGUCGUUUCCAAAUACAGCAAACAGAAAACAUCAUCCGCAGUAAAACACCUACAGGACCAGAGCUGGAUUCCAGUUACAAAGGAUAUAUGAAGCUACUAGGUGAGUGCAGUGGAAGCAUAGACUCAGUAAGAAGACUUGGAUAUAAACUGAAGGAGGAAGAAGAAAAAUUAUCUGGACUUAUUAACCUGAACAGUACUGAAACACAAACAGCUGGUGUAAUUGACCGAUGGGAAUUAAUCCAGGCUCAAGCUCUAAGCAAGGAGCUGAGGAUGAAGCAGAACCUUCAACAAUGGCAGCAGUUUAACUCCGACCUUAAUAGCAUUUGGGCUUGGUUGGGAGAAACUGAAGAGGAACUGGAGAAGCUGCGCUGCCUUGAUCUCAGCACUGACAUACAAACUAUUGAGCUCAGAAUUAAAAAACUGAAAGAGCUGCAGAAAGCAAUUGAUAACCGCAAAGCCAUCAUCUUAUCCAUCAAUCUGUGCAGCUCAGAGUUCACUCAGUCUGACAGCGAAGAGAGCAAGAAGCUUCAAGAGCGGCUGUCUCAGAUGAAUGUGCGCUGGGACCACGUAUGCAAUAUGAUUGAGGAGUGGCGCUGCUCAUUGCAGGAUGCAUUAAUGCAGUGCCAGGAUUUCCAUGAAAUGAGCCAUGGUUUGCUGCUUUGGUUAGAGAAUAUUGACAGAAGAAAAAACGAGAUUGUGCCCAUUAAUCCAAACCUGGACCAGGAAACACUGCAGGAUCAUCACAGACUUCUAAUGCAAAUCAGACGUGAACUGCUGGAGUCUCAGUUGAAGGUGGCGUCGCUGCAAGAUAUGUCCUGCCAGUUGCUAGUCAAUGCUGAAGGCAAGGACUGUCUUGAGGCCAAAGAAAAGGUGCAUGUCAUUGGAAACAGACUGAAGCUCCUCUUGAAAGAGGUCACACGUCAUAUUAAAGACCUAGAGAAAAUUCUAGACAUUUCAAGUAGUCAGCUGGAAUUGUCCUCAUGGUCUUCUGCUGAUGAAUUAGACACAUCGGGCUCAGUGAGUCCUGUAUCUGGAAGAAGCACUCCAAGCAGACAGAGAACGCCACGGGGCAAAUGUAGUCUCUCACAGCCUGGACCCUCUGUCAGCAGUCCACAUAGCAGGUCCACAAGAGGUGGCUCAGGUUCCUCCCCUUCUGAGGCCGGGCCAGCGUGGCGGCGCCCAUCUUUCUUCCUCAGAGUCCUCAGAGCUGCUCUGCCACUUCAGCUCCUCUUGCUGCUCCUGAUCGGGCUGGCUUGCCUGGUGCCAAUGACCGAGGAGGACUACAGCUGUACUAUGGCCAACAACUUUGCCCGCUCUUUCCACCCCAUGCUAAAAUACAUGAAUGGUCCACCUCCAUUAUGAAGGAGACCCGUGAGACAGUGGGUAACCUUGCUGGAGUGCUAGCUGGAAGGCAGGAUGGUUUUAGAGAGUGACACAAUUCAGUGUGGCAGCUUUACCUACCUGCUGUAGCCACCGCUGUGUCCAUAUCAUUCUCUGCUGGCACUCACCUAGUAACGUGUCAGUAUAUCAGUAUCAAACUGCACAACGUAUUACCUGAGUAGCAUUGUUUCAAUACUCGCAUCCUGGGUACUAAGGAGGAUGUGACAUGUGUGAGGGAAAUAUCCUUCUGUCCAGCAUUCUGGAUCUUUUAGCCACUUUAUAUCCAGGUCGUUGCCCUGUACUAUGCAUAGCCAAGGACUUGAUACUGUAGAUCCUUUCCUGUGUGCUGCUCUAAAUGAGCCAUUAGCCAGUCUUUGUUAAAUACCCUCUCAGUAUCUACAGUAUAUAAAAUAACUAAUGCUAAAGAAAUUUUAGAGCAUUUGUAACAUACAGUUUUAAAGGAUCUUGUAU